AAAAUUCCCAACGGAUCCUUAAUAGUAGUAUAGAUUAACUGUAAAGCCGGUACGGCUUGACAAAGCUCUGGUUUUCGAUUCCAGUGAGCAAAUUUAUGACUGUGGGGGAGACUGGAGUGGGAAGGUCCAUGGAGGGAUUUUCAAGCGGGCAGCAUGGUCAAUCUGGGGAAGCAUUGGCGGAAAGUGGAACCCCAUCGACAUCACCACUUGACUGGGAAACUGAUGAUGAUAAUGAAGAAGGGCCAAAACCUUCUGAGUUGUAUGGAAAAUAUAUGUGGAGGGUGGAGAAAUUUUCAGAGUUAAAAAAAAGAGAAAUUUGUAGUAAUCAAUUUGAGGUUGGCGGCCACAAAUGGUACAUUUUAAUUUAUCCCCAAGGAUGUGAUGUCUGCCAUCAUCUCUCUUUGUUUCUGUGUGUUGCUAAUCAUGAAAAACUACUUCCAGGCUGGAGCCAUCUGGCACAGUUCACUAUAGCAGUUGUGAAUAAAGAUCCAAUGAAAUAUACAUUGCAUCAAUUCCAGAAGAACAAGCAUGACUGGGGGUGGAAAAAAAUCAUGAAUCUGACAAAUAUGCCAGAUGGGUUUAUUGAUGCUGACACUCUUAUAAUAAAGGCACAAGUUCAAGUCAUCAGGGAGAGAGCAGAAAGGCCUUUUCGUUGCCUUGUGUCAGUUAGGAGAGAACUUGUUCCAGUAUAUCUAACAAAUGUGGAACGGAAUUACCGGAGAUUUUUGGAAGAAAAAAGAAGCAAGCUUGGGAAGUUGAUAUACGAUAAAGCAAGGUGGUCAAGUUUCCGUACCUUCUGGUUGGGAAUUGACCAAAAUGCUAGGCAUCAAAUGUCCAGGGAGAAGAUAGAUGUGAUUCUAAAAGCAGUUGUGAAGCACUUCUUUAUAGAGAAGGAAAUCACAUCUACUUUGGUAAUGGAUUCCUUCUAUAGUGGAUUAAAGCUUAAAGACCAUAUGAUGUAUAAGAAAGGGAGGCUGAAAUUGUUGGAGGCUGAAGUAAUGCCAGCCCCCAUGGUUCGUGUGGACAAAGACAUGUUUGUGUUAGUUGAUGAUGUCUUAUUGUUACUUGAGAGGGCUGCCAUGGAUCUGUUGCCUCCAAAAGAUGAAAAGGGUCCACAGAAUCGUACAAAGGAUGGAAACGCUGGAGAGGACUUCAACAAAGAUUCUUUUCAGUGUGAUGAAAGGCGUCUUACAGAAUUGGGCCACAGAACCGUGGAGACAUUUGUCCUUGCCCAUAUUUUCAGCAAUAAAAUUGAGGUUGCCUAUGACGAAGCUGUUGCAUUGAAGAAGCAGGAGGAGCUCAUCCGUGAAGAAGAGGAAUCUUGGCUUGCUGAAAGUGAGCAGAAGGCAAAACGUGGAGCAGCUGGGAUGGAAAAGAAAUCAGAGAAAACAAGAUCGGUUGCAGAUAUGCUUUUAGGUUGGUGGAGUUGGUUUGGAAAGCAUUCUUCUGGCGUUUGGAAUCUAGCUCCGUUGUGCCUAAUGUGGUGUAUUUGGAGGGAGCGUAAUUGGCGUACUUUUGAGGAUAGGGACAAGUCUGAUGACCAGCUGCUCGCUUACUUUAGUGGCUCUCUUUUUGAUUGGUCUAGGGCUUGGGGACUCACCUCUAGUGAUUCUAUCCCUAUGUUCCUUAGUUCUCUUCUCUGUAAUUAAUUUGCUUGUUGAUGUCUCCGUUUGUUUUCUUUUUUCUUCUUCUCCUUUUUUUGUUUGUUUCCUUCUUUGUAUUCUCUGUUUUGCCUUGUGUUUUCAUGAGGUAGCUUUUAAUAUAUUUAUUUCUUACUUAUCAAAAAAAAAUAAUGUUUAAAAAAUUAACAAAAUGUAAGUGCUUAAUUAUGUGGGGAAUACGCUUUAACCA
Messenger RNA from Quercus lobata, 1851 nucleotides. Its product is annotated as TNF receptor-associated factor homolog 1b-like. Gene Ontology annotation, molecular function: protein binding. The record is from RefSeq and is a predicted model, not a curated record. Lineage: Eukaryota; Viridiplantae; Streptophyta; Magnoliopsida; Fagales; Fagaceae.